AACUAGAACCAGAAAUUCCAAAUGGAUUUGCUGACGAACAAGGAGAAGGAGGGAUACCUGGUAUCAAUGUACAAAAUGGGGUUGCGAUACUGGUAAAUGGCGCGGAAGGUGCAGAGAUGGAUGUUGAUAGUAAUAAGCAAGUGAUCGUAGAAAAAGAGAGGGUUACAACCCCUUACAUGACAAAGUACGAAAAAGCACGAAUAUUGGGAACAAGAGCUUUACAAAUAAGUAUGAAUGCUCCAAUUCUCGUUCCACGUGAGAACGAAACGGAUCCUCUUGAGAUAGCUAAAAAAGAGCUUCGAUUUAAAAAAAUUCCUUUGAUGAUACGAAGAUACUUACCGGAUGGAAGUUAUGAAGAUUGGAAUGUCAGAGAAUUGACCAUUCCUGAAGAUGAAGAUUAUAGUAAUACUUAA
This is a messenger RNA of Funneliformis mosseae, 413 nucleotides long. The record is from the annotation of a GenBank genome assembly. NCBI's taxonomy places the organism in Eukaryota, Fungi, Glomeromycota, Glomeromycetes, Glomerales, Glomeraceae.